Prunus armeniaca (apricot) is the source of this 483-nucleotide messenger RNA. Lineage: Eukaryota; Viridiplantae; Streptophyta; Magnoliopsida; Rosales; Rosaceae. The record is from the annotation of a GenBank genome assembly.
AUGGAAGCGAGUUUGAAAAGCCAGAGAAUAAUCCAGCCACAUCACCAAACUGUUGUUGGGUACCUUAACAGCAAGCAGGCGGCACUGUUCAAAAGAAUGAUUUGGGAAGCAAUGAACAAGGACUAUGAUAAGGGAAAGAGUAGAAAACGAGCUAGAAUGGCCAAGAAAGCUGCUCCUGCUAAAAAGCCAGAAAAGGCUGUCAAAGUUUCUACUGUGAUGGAUACUAAGAAUAGGCUGAGUUCAAAAAUCAACUAUGAAGCUUUGGAUAACUUAAAUGAAGAGCUUGGUUAUGCACUUGCAUUUGAGGAAGGCACAAAGUCUAGUUGUGGCAGUCUUGGUGAUAUGCAACUGUCAAAUGAAGAGGCUGAAGCCAGACAAGUCCAAGAUGACGAUUCAUAUGUUGCAAAUGACAAAUAUAACGGACACAAUUACGAUGAUGAAUGCAAUUAUGAUGAGGAAUGCGAUUUUGACGAAUUGACUUAG